GCUGUAGAGCAGAGAAAAAAAGCACUCUGGAAACAUUCUUCACUCAUUGCUUCAACAUUCUGUUGUCUCUAUCUUGCCUCACCUCCCUUCCUGCACCUGCUGGACUCUGAGCUGAGCAGGUAGCCUACAUCUGCCAACCUGAGCCAAGCCAAGCCGAGCUAGACCAAACUGUCUUCAGUCGCUAUGGAUAUUGCCAUCCAGCACCCUUGGUUCAGACGCGCCCUGGGCUCUGUCUACCCUGCCCGACUCUUUGACCAGUUUUUUGGAGAGGGCAUGUUUGACUACGACCUCUUCCCCUAUACUGCCUCCUCCAUCAGCCCCUAUUACAGACAGUCGCUGUUCCGCAGCUUUUUGGAUUCUUCCAACUCCGGCAUCUCUGAGGUGAGGUCUGACAGGGAUAAGUUCACAGUCUACCUGGACGUCAAGCACUUCUCUCCUGAUGAGCUCAGUGUGAAGGUCACUGAUGACUACAUGGAGAUCCAGGGCAAGCAUGGAGAAAGACAGGAUGACCAUGGUUAUAUCUCUCGUGAGUUUCACCGCCGCUACCGCCUCCCCUCCAGUGUUGACCAAUCAGCAAUUACCUGCACCCUGUCAGCUGAUGGUCUGCUGACACUGACCGGGCCAAAGGUCUCCGGGGGGAGUGACUCCAGCCGCAGCGAGCGCAGCAUUCCUGUCACCCGUGACGACAAGCCCAACGCUGCUGCGUCCUCCUAAAGGCCAAAUGGUGGGGGUUGAUCAGGGGUGCUGGAGGGCCUCGACUCUCCUACACCCUGCAUCGACUGGUGGUGGACGACCACAGAAUCUCUAUCUUCCACCCCUUGGCUUCUUCUUCUCCCUUUCCCUUAGAGGAUAUCUGUGUCCUCCUCACUUCACUUUCUCCUCUGUAGAUUCUUCAUAGCACACUCUUACAGAAUUAUUAGUAUUAUUGUUUUGAGCUUAACAAAAAUCUCCCCAUGAGGAUGGUUAAGCAAGGGGCAGCUGGAGUUUUUAAGGAGAAACUCAUCUAAGGACGAGACGAUGAUGAUCAACACUUCAUUCUGCUGAUUGUUGUUGAUCUGUGUCAGAGCGAGCCUUCUGACAGUACAGAUGGUUCGGGUUAAGCUUGCAGGUCAAUGUCACACGUCUUGUCCCAGAUUUUCCAUCAGUGAAGUUCUCUGAAGCCUUGGCUGCUUCCAUUCUUGUGCUGACUCUUUGAAUCCUCUCCUAUCUUGUCUUAAACAUAUCUUGUACUGUAGGCUAGGCCUUGUUCAAUGGAUACCUGCUCAUUAGUGAGUCCAUACUAAAGAAACAUACAAUAAAGCUGUACAAUUAAUAAAAGGCAA
This is a messenger RNA of Siniperca chuatsi (mandarin fish), 1322 nucleotides long. It is a transcript of the gene cryaa, whose product is annotated as crystallin, alpha A. The record is from RefSeq and is a predicted model, not a curated record. Bases 184 to 714 code for a protein of 176 amino acids. Gene Ontology annotation, biological process: lens development in camera-type eye; response to heat; protein refolding. Gene Ontology annotation, molecular function: protein folding chaperone; structural constituent of eye lens. The transcript is spliced from 3 exons. Lineage: Eukaryota; Metazoa; Chordata; Actinopteri; Centrarchiformes; Sinipercidae.